GCAUGUUAGAAGGAUCCAUUAUUGUCUGGUUUAGCCUUUGAGACGGUUCGUACACUACGUUAGAUAAGCAGGGGGCAAGCUAGGGUUUCCCGCUCUCCUUAGAGUCUGCGAUUCCAUACCGAUUGCUGGUGUUGGCAGAUCUUUGCUUUCUACUUCAUCUAGGUUUUGUCUUCAAUUCUCGUCUUUGGCCACAAUUACAACCUUUAUCAGAUGAAGAAGCGCGAAGAAUUUGACCAAGUUGGGAAUCGUGAUGGAAAUUACAAAAGAAACCGGAAGAAGAACGAGAGGCGAAUAGGAGGGAAAGCCCUCUCUCUCGAGGCCUUUGCCAACGCUAAAUCCAUGCCUUCUGGUUACAAUCCCUCCUUCAUCAAAAAGCAAAGGGAAUUCUAUAGAAAUGCGAAAUAUGUUAGCAAGUUUAAAAAAUCGAUCAAGGGUGAAAGCCAGUUUGACGAGAAGCGUCAUUCACUCUCAAUUAUUGAGGCUACGAAUGAAGAUGAGAGUGGGCUGAAAUCCCACAAGAUCAGAAAAAAGAAGAAAUUUAGCUUGAAGGAUUUAGAGGAAGAAGUUGUGAAAAAGAGAAUUGAAGCAGAGAAGUUACGGAUGGAUAGAGAGGCAGUGCUGCAGGCCAAGAAGGAGGAGAGAGCAAUAGCUGAAGCGAAACGCAAGCUCCUCAGGGAUAACAUGUCCAAGAGAACUCGAUCUGGACAACCUGUGAUGAAGUACAGGAUUCAACACCUUCUUGAAGGAUUACUAGAAAAAGCCUAGCAGCUAAGUUCUUGUCUUCAUCUUAUAUGAACUGUUACCACUUUAUUUUCUAAAUCUUAUGUACUUUAUAUCCAUUAAAUACUACUACUUAAUGUCACUUGCGAAAUGUUUUUUCA
Molecule: messenger RNA, 881 nt
Organism: Phalaenopsis equestris
Lineage: Eukaryota; Viridiplantae; Streptophyta; Magnoliopsida; Asparagales; Orchidaceae
Product: rRNA-processing protein FYV7
Exons: 3
Coding region: 211-765 (184 amino acids)
Cellular component (GO): nucleus
Source: RefSeq, a predicted model, not a curated record